Molecule: messenger RNA, 215 nt
Organism: Strongylus vulgaris
Lineage: Eukaryota; Metazoa; Nematoda; Chromadorea; Rhabditida; Strongylidae
Source: the annotation of a GenBank genome assembly
CUGAUGUAUGGUUUAGUCAAGUUUGGACGGAUUCCCGGCUGGCAUACAAGUACUGUAUGGCUAAAUUAUCGAGUACAGGUAUCUGCUCCGUGUAGUUUUGAACUGUCACGGUUUCCUAUAGAUGCGCAGGAAUGCACAUUAGUAUUUGAGUCUUACUCGUACAAUAUAGCAGAGACACCCAAAAAUAUCAACGGCUUGGUGAGAGCUGAAUGAGA